AGAGAGAGAGAGAGAGAGAGAGAGAGAAUCCUAAGUGUAUACGGAUGAUUCAACAAUAAGUUUUGCAGGUUUCACAAAUAUCCAUAUAGAAAUGAAGAGAAGCGAUAUCUUCAAAGAAGAAGAUCAUGAACAAGAAGACUAUACCACGAAGAAAAACCCUAGUUUUCGAGGCCUUCAUGAAGAAGAAGAUGCUGAUGAGGAAGAAGAAGAAGAAGAAGAUGCUGAAUUAGAAAAGGCUGAUCAUCACUCAGCAAGUACUAGUAUACCCAAAAAUGGAUCAACUUCAAGCAACAGCACAGUAGAAGAGAGCGAGAAGAAGUCUAACUCAGCCACCGGUUAUGUGCGACCCUAUGUUCGUUCCAAGAACCCUAGACUCCGGUGGACACCCGAACUCCAUCUCCGAUUUAUUCAUGCAGUUGAGAAAUUGGGAGGUCAAGAAAGAGCAACACCGAAGUUAGUUCUUCAAUUGAUGAACAUUAAAGGGCUUAGCAUCUCCCAUGUCAAAAGCCAUCUUCAAAUGUAUAGAAGCAAGACGAUUGACGAUCCAAAUCAAGCUGUUUCAGAACAAAGGCUUCUUUAUGAAAGUGAUGAUCAUCAUAUUUACAACCUUAGCCAACUUCCCAUGCUCCAAAGUUUUUCUCAAAAAUCAAUUUCCAAUUUUAGAUAUUCAGAUGGUCUUUGGAGUCACCACACAAACCAAGAUUGCAACCCUUUUAUAGCAGGUGGACUUAGCAAUGGUGUUCAUGGUUCAAGAGCUGAGAGAUUAAUCUAUGAAAUGAACAACAGCUCAAAUUUUAGAUGCCUCGCAAACAAUAAUAGUGAAGAAUCCCAGUUGAGAUUAUUCGGAGAUCAUUAUGGUUGGUCAAGAGAUAAGCCAAUCCGAAUCAAAACUCAAACGGAUAAUAGAUCAGACAUCAUCAUCAACGAUCAAGACAAAAUGGUACUCAAAAGGAAGGAGAUCAAUCAACAGGAUCAAGAAAAUCAUGAUCUUGAUCUAAAUCUUUCGCUACAAAUGAAAACCCAUGAAAAUGAUGAUACAAGAAACAAUGAGGUCAAUGAGAGCGAGUGUGCCUUAUCAUUGUUUUCGUCAAUUUCAACUAAAAGCCCUAGUAACAUUAGAAGAUCAAAGCAUGCAAAAACAGUGGGUGGUAGUACUAGUACAAGCCUAGAUCUGACUUUGUGAAAGAAACAAAAUAACUGUUUAAGUAAGAUUCUGAAGGU
Lactuca virosa is the source of this 1221-nucleotide messenger RNA. The record is from the annotation of a GenBank genome assembly. NCBI's taxonomy places the organism in Eukaryota, Viridiplantae, Streptophyta, Magnoliopsida, Asterales, Asteraceae.